This is a messenger RNA of Polypterus senegalus (gray bichir), 4837 nucleotides long. Its product is annotated as metal transporter CNNM3. Lineage: Eukaryota; Metazoa; Chordata; Cladistia; Polypteriformes; Polypteridae. The coding region runs from base 88 to 2322 and encodes 744 amino acids. Gene Ontology annotation, biological process: magnesium ion homeostasis; transport. The record is from RefSeq and is a predicted model, not a curated record. The transcript is spliced from 9 exons. Gene Ontology annotation, cellular component: plasma membrane. Gene Ontology annotation, molecular function: transmembrane transporter activity.
UCGAGGCCGGGCGUUUACAGGGCCGCUAAUCUGUGGCAGUGAGAGGGGCGGUCACGUGAACUCAGAGGCCAGCUGCCUAGCUCCAAUAUGGUGGUGAGUUCGGCGGCUGUUUGCCUCUGCCUCUUGGCUGUGUACAUCUCCGCUUCCCGGCUCGUUUGCUGUACCCCGCUCCCCGUCCAGGUUUUGGGGGUCCGGCUAGAGAAUCCGGGACCGGUAGCGUCUUUGCGGACAGGGGUGGUCCUUUCAGACCCCAACACUACCUUCACACUCCGAUUGUACGGCUCCAACCUGCUCAAUGCGAGUUGGCCGUGGCUGGCGUUCGCUAGUGGUAGUGGCGAUAGUGGCGGCGGCGUUCCCGCGGAAUCUGACCCGUGUCACGAUGCCAAACUGCGAAGUUCGGCCACUUUCCAUUUGGAAAGCUACGUGGAAAGUGGGAGUCGCUCGGACUCUGCUUUGGUCCAUGUGCGAGUUACCGGUGCCGAUGUGGCUCACGUGUAUCACCUGUGCACCCGCCUAGAACAGGAGGACAAGUGGAAGUCUUUUCCGGGCCACAACGUACUUUUUGUCCAGCAGGAGCCUGAGCCCGAGCCCCCGCCGCCUCAUCCUCUCUGGCUCCUUGCCCUGUUUGUCGCGCUGCUGCUGCUUGCCUCGGCCGUCUUCAAGAGCGUCCACCUGAGUCUGUUGUGGUUGGACCCACUCGAGCUGUAUGUGCUGCGUUCAUGCGGUUCCGAGAAGGAGAAAAAGUGUGCCAAACGUCUGGAGCCUGUACGCCGGCGGGGAAACUUCCUGCUAUGCGCCCUGUUACUGCUCGGUGCCCUGGGCCACACCGCCUUAGGGGUCUUAUUCUACCGCGUCCUUGGCUCCACGGUCCCCGCAGUGUUCAUCAGUGGACUCAUGCUGUUCUUCGUUGCGGAGCUAAUCCCUCAUAUACUGUGCUCCCGCUAUGGAUUUCGCUUGGCCCCGGGCAUCACCUGGCUUGCCCAAGCCAGUAUGGUGUUCACCUGCCCGCUGUCCUGUCCGCUGGGGCUCUUGCUGGAUUUGACUCUGCGUAGGGACGUGAGUACUUGCUAUGUGCGCGAGAAGAUUGUGGACCUGAUGCGCUCUAGCGAUCCGUACAAUGAGUUCGUCAAGGAGGAGUUUAGCCGGGGCAGUCUGCGGUACAAGACGGUGGAGGAUAUCCUGACACCCUUAAAGGAAUGCUUCAUGCUCAGCUCGGUGGCCGUCCUGGACUUCGGUACCAUGUCCGAAAUUAUGCAGAGCGGCUACACCCGAGUGCCAGUGUACGAGGACGAACGCACAAACAUCGUGGACAUCUUGUACGUCAAAGACUUGGCCUUGGUGGACCCCGAUGACUGCACUCCAUUGAGUACCAUUACAAAGUUCUAUAAUCACCCCUUGCACUUUGUCUUCAAUGACACCAAACUGGACGCUAUGCUGGAGGAGUUCAAAAAGGGUAAAUCACACAUGGCAAUUGUGCAAAAAGUAAACAAUGAAGGAGAGGGUGACCCUUUCUAUGAGGUGCUGGGGUUGGUCACUCUGGAGGAUGUCAUUGAAGAGAUUAUUAGAUCAGAAAUCCUGGAUGAGUCCGAUGGUUAUACUGAGUCGAAAAUAAAGAAGAAGCCUGCACCUAUUGACAAACCUCUUGAGCAUCGAAAGGAUGAUUUCUCCCUGUUCAAGGUGCCCGAUGGUGAGCUGAAAGUUAAGACAUCACCUCAGCUAUUGUUGGCUACUCACCGCUUCCUGUCUCGAGAGGUGGAUUUGUUCAGCCCCUCCAAGAUCUCUGAGAAGAUUCUGAUGCACCUGCUAAAACAUCCCAGUGUGAACCAGGAGACUAAAUUUGACACCACCAACCGGCAAUCGGCAGAUCAUUACUUGUACCACCGAAACCACCCAGUUGACUAUUUCAUCCUCAUCUUACAGGGCCGAGUGGAAGUGGAAAUAGGGAAAGAGGGGCUGAAAUUCGAGAAUGGGGCAUUCACCUACUAUGGGGUGUCUGCUUUGUCUGCUCCUUCAUCAGUGCAUCAGUCUCCAGUGUCAACAUUACGAAACAGCCAGAAAGAUCAGGUUGAUGUGGAGGAUGGUGGUCAAGGCACCUAUUACCCUGAUUAUACUGUACGUGCGCUGACCGAUCUGCAGUAUAUCAAGGUGUCACGACUGCAGUAUCUCAAUGCAUUAAUGGCUUCACGGAUUCGAACAUGUCCAGACAGCAUUGAUACAAAGAUUGUUCCCAACAGCCAAACUAAACUUCUGAAUGAUAGGAAUCUGACUGCAGUAUUUCCUGUUCACUCUUCAACAUUCGAUUCUAUAGAGAGCUACAGUUAAUGGAAGUGCAGGAAGAAGUAAAGAGCAUAUCUCAGAGGAAUUGGUUCCUGGGAUAAAGGUGGGGGAAUAACACUAUUUGAAAAAAUCAACAACCGCUAAAAUGAACAGUAUACCCCACCGUCCUAUUAUCCUGAACACUGUGUGCUUCGUGGUGCUCAGGUCGAACUGCUGGAGCUGGAUGAGCCUGAGCCUGGCUGCCAUCCUUGCCUGUACUCCUUUUUGUGCCUCUCCUGCUAAUUGCAGCUUCCUCUGCCUGAAAAGAACAAUCUGCUUGUUUACUGCGUGGCUCCCUGGUGAUGUGUAGCACAAAAGGAGAGGCCUGGGAACUGAGUUUGGGCAAGAGCUCUGCAAGGACCCCAUGACACUCUUGAUUCUAUAUAUGUUGUUCUGUGAAACAACAUUUAAUUUUAUGUUGGUAUUUUUUUUUUUUUUUUAAACUAAUUAAUACUGAACACUGCAGCUGCACAUUAAGCAUGGUUGGUCAGAAUAUGCCCGACAACACAGCCAUGCCAUGCCAUGACUAAGCACAGGUUGGUUAUUUCUUAUAUUGCAUUAUUGUGCCAAGAUUUUCCAUAUUUUUAGAGAUGGUGAGCUGAAAAUCUGGACUUCAGUUGGGCUUAUUGAACUUCUUAAACCUUAGCAUGUGGUGCUAAAGGAAGUAAUAUUUUUUCUUUCUUAUGCAAAAGUAUAUCUUUUGUGACAGUGCUAUUUGCCACUACAGAAACUGGCAUUUUGUGACAAAAGUAGCAACUUUAAAUAUACUUUGGAAGUGUUUUCUCUACAGAACACAAAGUGCCAAAUAUGUGUACAUCAGUAUUAUAGUAGUGGGGUCAGACACAGCGGCAAGGCUAGCACAUUACAUAUGAGGUUAUAAAAGAUGAAAUUUGUCUAUUUGAGAGUAGAGUGCUAAUUAGGUCCAUGAUAUCAAUGAGCAGUCUGUAUCACCCAGUUUUGAAGACCGUCCACAGCUUUUCUCAUGAAGACUGGCUCAAUGUCAUUGAUGGGUUUGUAACAACAUUUCCAGAAAAAGUGAACUUCUGAAAGUGUUAAUUAGAUGUUUAAAAAUAGAAAAGUGGCAAAGACGGCUGCAUUAGUCCUCUUCUUUCUCUUUUACUGAAUGGGUUCCCUGCUUUAUCUCUUGCAAUGUCCAUAUAGCCCCUUUCAAAAGUGUCUGGCCAAACAGUGUUGUGGAUGUUUUGUUUUUUUAUUAUCAACAUUAUAGGUGCUAGGUUUAGAUCAGCACAAUAAUUCUAGGACUGGCAGAACUGUGCUUUUAAACUGGUACUGAUAUGGAACGUAGGGGAAAUGUUAGUCAAGUUUAGACAUGGCUGAAGGAAAUGGUCCACUUCAGAUGGGUGUAUGAUAUUGGUAACGAACCUGACACAGUGGACUGUGGUGACAGUGCAGUUUUUGAGGUUGAUGGCUGCUCACUUGCAGUUGGAGCAAAGAGUCAAGUUGAAGCAGUGACAGCUCAACUUUGACAUAUGGAGAAUGUAUAAGAGGUAAUGGAUGCUUACUUAAGAUGGAGAAGGUGUUGCUUGUGUCAAAUGCGUUGUACAAGUAAGUUGCAAAACCAUAGAAAGUUCUCUUAUUUUUGUUCUGUUAUGCAGUUUUUAUCUUUGUGAUCCUGUAAUACAUUCCUCAUAAGGAAAUCUUUUAGAAUAUAUUUUUAUUAGUUAUAUUAAGCUUAUUGCACUUACACUGUUCUUUUCCAGACUGAGAGAAACUGUGUUCUAGUCUAGCAUCUGAGAAAUGCUGAAUCACAACUGGGAAUAAUGUGUUGAAGUGAUAUUUUACAUAACUUUUUUUUUUUUGUGUGCGGAGACCACUGUAGUCUCAGAGCUACUAUAUGACCAAGCACAUCCACUGUUAAGUACAUUUUUUGAUCAAGUAUGUUAGCACUUGCGGACAUUCUAUUCAAGCAGCCCUAACUUGUGUUAUGUGCUAAAUCUAUUAGAUUCCUAAAACAUUCCAUUUCGGACACACUGCUGUUAAAACACUUAGAUUCAUCACCUUAACUCAUAGGGCCACACUGCUGGAUUCUUGAUUAGAUGUAUGCUCAGACCAGAAAGGAACUGACCUACUAAAUUCAGUGGCACAGACUACAUUAGAUACAGUAUGUAUGAUUGUCAUGAAGUAGGAGAAUGUGGCAGAGGUUCGUAUCUUGGUAGUUUGAGGGAUGUGCUUUACAACAGGCAGUGAAUAUGGGGACAUUGGUGUAGAUCCUUGUUAUGGCAGCAGGGUAUUUCUCAUCAUCGUUGUCCUUCACAACAAAUGUAUUAAUGUGUAUAAGUUCUAGUAAAUAUUUUUUUAGUUAUGAAUAUAUUGUCCUGGGUUAUGUAAAAUCAUUCACAUUGUAACAUUUGCAUAUAUGUAUAUGUAAAAAUAUUAUUUUCCUUGUUGGACAAUUUAAACCUUCUGUAAGGAGAGUAGUUAGUAUAUAUAAAGGUCUGUUUUACAGAUAACUGAAAAUCGCAUUACCAGGGAAAUAAAAUAAUAGCUGUUCUUUUUAAAA